GAGCGACUUCUGCGAGCUCUCGAUUUCCGGAACAAGUUUUCUUCCCGCCCGUACUUACCUUCUCGCAUCAUACCUCCAGGAAGGAAAACGGUUCUUUUCAGCAAUAUCUUAGAAAUUAGAUGGCCUGACCCUGCUACGGCUGAUCUGACAAAAUGCAUAGCGGAUGGCAGUGUGAGGAUCUCGUCGGUAGAUGGUUAUGCUCAUCUUUACCUGUCAGAAUUGCAGCAGGAGUUUACAGUGGAGUUCUUAUGCAAAGUCAGCCAGUCAUCGGCAGCAUCCUCAUGCGCCUCUCCAAAGAACAGCAGCUCUCACACCGGAGAUCGGUACGGACAGCCACGUCAACACCCUGUUGCAGAGACGUCAUUGAAAGAAACGAGAGCAGGGAGUAAGCAACAUGAACGUGGUUGUGCUGAAGGCCAGUACAGAGAACCAGCCAGGCCACGGGAGCAAGAUGGAGUCCCUUUGUUCUACACAGCUUGUUCUUACGAAUACACCUGGGUUACACAGCGUUGGUCUGUUUCCUCCUACCCAGAAGAAUGGAAGUACCCUUUGUCGUUGGCACGGAUGUGCCACAACUUACGCGCCGUUGGGAACGUGGCAGAGACACGUAAGAAGAACGACCGUGUAUCUACAGAAGCUGAUGUCUCCGUAGACCCCGGAACACACAAAACAGUUUCUCGUUUACCUACAGCUUUGCCUCUCAGCUGCGGAGCUCCACAUUUACACAGAUUUAUCCACGGUAGGACAAACAUCACGGAAAUUUAUCCUGGUGAUGACUCAUUUUUCAAGUCAGAGGGAGCAUUUUUGGGAAAAUAUUUCAUGCAUUAUGCAGUCCAAAAAGGAACGAAAAAGAGAGAAGAAAGGAUGUAUUCAGUAAAAAGUCUACCUCCUGAUGUACCAGGAAAUCCGUACUCUGUAUCCUCCCUUAUUACUGAAGCAACCAAAAUACUUGAGUACUGCUACAAGACUAAGCUGUCAUUAGCUCAUAACUGUCAUCUCUGCUGCUGGAAAAUGGUACCCGAAACAGAUGGACGAGAAAUGCUGCCAGUUUUGCUGUAUGAAAAGGUUAUUCCCGGUGUAGGAAGACUUGUUGUGUACUCAGAUCAUAAAGCCCAUGCUGCUUUUUGGGAUGGGAUGACCUUGAAUAUGGUCUGGGACUUCAGCUCUUCCAGCAGUAUCAUCCAGGUAAAUGAAGAUGUAGGCUGGUGUAAGUUGACUACUCCUGAUGGGGCACAGCACCUAAUACAAAUAAGUCAUCCUGGAAUCUAUGAAAGGUACGUCAGAACAGCAGUAGAAUGGUGCAGAAGUUUGAAUGAAAAGAAGGUUCCUGAAUAUACUGCACACUCUGUAACUGAAGAAAAUUGGUCUGCUGAUGCUGAGCUCAAAAAAAUACAGAGAUUUAACUGUAUCCUUUUGAAAACU
Eurypyga helias (sunbittern) is the source of this 1422-nucleotide messenger RNA. RefSeq names its product chromosome unknown open reading frame, human C5orf34. The annotation marks the transcript as partial. The record is from RefSeq and is a predicted model, not a curated record. The transcript is spliced from 9 exons. Lineage: Eukaryota; Metazoa; Chordata; Aves; Eurypygiformes; Eurypygidae.